Erigeron canadensis is the source of this 1973-nucleotide messenger RNA. RefSeq names its product RNA polymerase sigma factor sigA-like. Gene Ontology annotation, molecular function: DNA-binding transcription factor activity. Gene Ontology annotation, biological process: DNA-templated transcription initiation; regulation of DNA-templated transcription. Bases 289 to 1782 code for a protein of 497 amino acids. Lineage: Eukaryota; Viridiplantae; Streptophyta; Magnoliopsida; Asterales; Asteraceae. The transcript is spliced from 10 exons. The record is from RefSeq and is a predicted model, not a curated record.
AUACAGUCAGCCAUAAAGUCCCUCUGCAAUUCAGGUUCACUCACUUGUUCCUGUUUUAUCCAUCACCCUUUUUCUCUCCCUCUCUCACACAAUCUAACGACAUAGCAGGCAACCAUAACUGACUUCUGUCACUGCAGAAUGUAUAAGUAAGUGAUCUCCAGUAAACCUUCAGAACUGUUCAACAAUUUUGUUGUUUACCGUGAAGGAGGAAGUGUGUCAUGGUUUCUAUGAUGCAACAUUCUCAGGGUAUGUGACGCUAUUUCUUGCAAGUCGAAUAAAGCUAGACAUAUGAUGUCUACAACUGCAAUUGGAUUAACGGCAGGAAAUAGGCUGUUGGGUUCAUCUUGUUAUUACUCUAAUACGAAUGAAAAACUGUCCUGCAGUAGCGAUAUUGGGUUCACACUUGUCUUUACUAAGAAUGUGAUCUCUGCAAAGAAAUCACCUGACUAUGGUAAUAGUCCUAUAUCCAACCCAGUUACGAAUACCAUAAGAGUGCUAAAGGAUCCUUCAAGCUGUACAGAUCAAUGGGUUCAAACCUUUAACCAUUUGGAUAAGAAAGGCUCCAAGGAUGAACUUUCGGUUGAAUCUUUGUUAUUGUUACAAAAGUCUUUGCUCGAGAAGCAAUGGAAAAUUUCAACCGAGAGGAAUUCCACAACAGCUACUCCUAACGAAAAAAUUAACAAAAAAGUACACUUUACUGGUUCACAGAUAUCUGCACGAAGGCGAAGACUAGAUGCUAGGAAGAAAACAACGUAUACUUGUUCUGUUAAGCAAGGUGUUACAAGUAAGCAGUCGAAAUUUACACUUGGUUCAGAGCUCCUUCAAAAUCAAUCUAAAGGUUAUGUUAAAGGUGGGAUAAGUGAGGUAUUGCUCACUCACUCAGAAGUGGUCAUUCUAUCAAACAAAAUCAAGAUUGGUUUACGCUUGGAAGAGCAGAAACUAAGACUGAAGAAAAAACUGGGAACUGAACCUUCAGAGGAGCAACUUGCUACUUCCAUGAGGAUUUCCCGAACUGACUUAAGAACCAAACAAAUUGAAUGCACUUUGGCAAGAGAAAAACUUGCGUUGAGCAAUGUCCGUUUAGUGAUGUCGAUUGCACAAAGAUAUGAUAACAUGGGAGCUCAAAUGGAUGACCUUAUUCAGGGGGGUCUAAUUGGACUACUCCGAGGGAUAGAAAAAUACGAUUCAUCUAGGGGUUACAAGAUUUCUACCUACGUGUAUUGGUGGAUACGACAGGGUGUUUCAAGAGCGUUAAUGGAAAAUUCAAGAAUCCUAAGAUUGCCUACUCAUUUACAUGAAAGACAAAGUGCAAUCCGAAAUGUCAAGAUCAAACUGGAAGAACAAGGAAUAAACCCAUCUAUUGAUAGGAUUGCAGAAAGCCUGAAUAUAUCCAGAAAGAAAGUUACGAACGCGACGCGGGCAAUCACUAAAGUUUUCUCACUUGAUAGGGGAGCUUCCCUUUCUAUAAAUGGUCUUCAUGGACAAAUAUUUUAUAGUGACAUUGCAGAUACUUGCAUGGAGAACAACCCAUGGCAUGGAGUAGAUAAAAAGGCUCUCAAAGAGGAAGUAAACAAGCUCAUCUCCACAACUCUUGGGGAACGGGAGAGAUAUAUCAUCCGUCUUUAUUAUGGUCUUGACAAUGAAUGCCUUAUUUGGGAAGAUAUUGGUAAAAGAAUGGGAUUGUCGAGAGAAGGUGUUAGGAAGAUUGGACUUGUUGCACUAGAGAAACUAAAAAAUGCUGCGAAAAUGACAAAGCUUGAGACAAUGCUGGUAGAACAUUGAUUUAUUUCAGUAGUACUUUUUUGUACAACGCUUAGUAAAAUUUUUGGUUAUUUAUAUACUACACUAAUGUGAAGGCUUGACAAGAGUUCAGCACGCUGUAUAAAGGAACAUACCGCAGAAAACAUCUGCACUUAUCAUUUUGUUUUAAAAGGAUAUAUAUAAAAUUACGAGAGGUUUUUUUGUGUGUGCCA